Messenger RNA from Rhinolophus ferrumequinum (greater horseshoe bat), 512 nucleotides. RefSeq names its product ubiquinol-cytochrome-c reductase complex assembly factor 2. Gene Ontology annotation, biological process: mitochondrial respiratory chain complex III assembly. The record is from RefSeq and is a predicted model, not a curated record. Bases 44 to 457 code for a protein of 137 amino acids. Lineage: Eukaryota; Metazoa; Chordata; Mammalia; Chiroptera; Rhinolophidae. The transcript is spliced from 4 exons. Gene Ontology annotation, cellular component: mitochondrial matrix.
CCCUUACUUUCUUUUCAGCCCUUAGCCCUAAUCCAUUCAGAGGAUGCCUUUGGUUAUUAUUCGUCGAACGCUGGCUGCCCCCUCAGCCCACACUCCUGUCUCUGACCAUUCUCGUGAUGAGUGGCCUCAACCCAAGGAUGGAUCGAGUAGAACUAAAGGAAUGGAUCAUCCUUUCUUGUUUGAUAUUGCAGAGCCUGAGGCCUGUGAUCAGAUGUAUGAGAGCUUAGCACGACUCCAUUCAAACUAUUACAAACACAAGUACCCUCGCCCCAGAGACACGAGUUUCAGUGGCCUGUCCGUGGAAGAGUACAAGCUGAUCCUGUCCACAGACACCCUGGAAGAGUUUAAGGAUAUGAAUAAAGGCAUGUGGAAGAAACUGCAGGAGAAGUUUGCCCCUGGGAGUCCCGAGGAGAAGCAUAAGGCCUGGGCUCAGUCCUUAUCGCGCCCGCGUACCUAAGCCCGGAGGCUUGUAUGUUGUCAUCAUAAAUAAAGCUGCCCUGAUUUCUCCCUGG